AUGCUUCAGCGUCGGUGUGUGUGCUCGUUAUCAGGCCAAACCAAAACAGUCCCAUCUUCAAGAGUGAAGAAGAUCUUGAGGUACGUCAAGGGAACUGUCAAUCUGGGGAUCUUCUACUCCAAAGGAUCCAACAGAAAUCUUGCUGGAUAUUGUGACGCCGAUUGGGCAGGAUGUGCAGAUGAUCGGAAAAGUACAAGUGGAGGUUGUUUCUUCCUUGGGAACAAUCUUAUUGCUUGGCUUAGCAAGAAGCAGAAUUCUGUGUCACUAUCUACUGCAGAGGCUGAGUACAUUGCAUUGGGAAGCUGCUGCACACAGCUUAUAUGGAUGAGACAGAUGUCAGCCGAUUAUGGGAUGGAGUCUGGACCCUUCUUGGUCUACUGUGACAACAAAAGCGCCAUUGACAUAUCAAAGAAUCCGGUGCAGCACUCAAGGACUAAGCACAUUGACAUAAGACACCACUUUGUUCGUGAAUUGGUGGAAGAAAAACAGGAGUCAAUUGAUUCAAUGGUGACCGCGACUCGACAAGGGAAUCCGUCCAAGUCAACCCGAUCCGAAGAAGCACAUCGACGGAUCCGCCUCCACCCGGUCCAAAUCGACGAACCAGCCCUGAACGACGAUCCAAGAUCCUCCGCCGCCGAUUCAUCAUGGACGAAGCCGCUGACGGAAGGAGAUGAAUCAGAUGGAGAUGGUUCUUUUGAAGGAGAAACCGUCUUUCGCUACGGCCGAAGAUGA
Microthlaspi erraticum is the source of this 732-nucleotide messenger RNA. Lineage: Eukaryota; Viridiplantae; Streptophyta; Magnoliopsida; Brassicales; Brassicaceae. The record is from the annotation of a GenBank genome assembly.